CUCACAACCCUUGAUAUGGUAAUUUCCAGAUCCACGCUAAGAAAAUAGUAGUCUAAAGGGCGGGGCAAAAACCCUUGUUCGCAGAAAACAAAUGCCACGUAACGAAUACGAAUUUCACGUAGCCCUGACUUCUUACACUCCACUUCUGUGCUUGGACUGACACAAUACUGGUCAAAGUAGAGAGAAGACGUCAAAAGACAUUUCUUUGAAGGUUUCCUUCUCUCUGGUGUUGUCGCAGCAUCCAAAUAUCCCCAGCCUUGUCAUGGCCAACAACCCAUCGCAGAGAAAGUGUCAAGGCGCAGACUGCGGAAACAAUGCGGGAAUAUUACAGUGUCCGACGUGUCUGAAGCUCGGUUUAACCGACAGCUAUUUCUGCUCCCAAGAUUGUUUCAAGAAGAACUGGAACCAACAUAAGACCCUACACAAGUCUCAAAAUGUUACCGGACCCUACAAUCCGUUCCCGACAUACACCUUCACCGGCUCGGUCCGACCGGUCUACCCACUCUCUGCGAAGCGCACCGUCCCCAAGUCGAUCAAACACCCGGACUGGGCCGUGACGGGCAUCCCGAAGGGCGAACGGCGGCUGAGUCGGACGAAAAUCGACCUCCUCGAUGCGAAGGGCCAGGAGGCGAUGCGCAAAGUGUGCCGCUUAGCGCGAGAAGUACUGGAUGUCACCGCCGCCGAGCUCAGGCCCGGCAUUACGACCGAUUACCUGGACGAGGUCUGCCACAACGCUUGCAUAGAACGGGAUUCAUAUCCGUCUCCCUUGAACUAUAAUCACUUUCCUAAGUCGCUAUGUACGUCGCCGAACGAGGUGGUUUGCCACGGAAUCCCCGACCAGCGCGUCCUUCUUGAUGGCGAUAUCCUCAACCUCGACAUCUCGAUAUAUCAUGGGGGCUAUCACGCCGAUGUCAACGAAACGUAUUACAUAGGCGAUCGAGCCAAGGCGGACCCGGACUCGGUCCGAGUUGUCGAAACGACGCGGGAAUGCUUGGAUAAGGCGAUCGAGCUUGUGAAACCCGGCACGCCAAUCCGUGAGUUCGGCAAGGUCAUUGAGAAGCAUGCCAAGUCCCGUAACUGUAGUAUCAUGACGACCUGGGGGGGUCAUGGCAUCAACACUGAAUUCCAUCCCCCGCCGUGGAUCCCUCAUUAUGGCAAGAAUAAGGCGGUCGGCGUAUGCAAGCCCGGAAUGACUUUCACCAUCGAGCCUAUCCUUACACUUGGAAAGCCGAAGGAGAUUUAUUGGCCGGAUGACUGGACCAACGUGACUGUUGAUGGGAAGUGGACUGCGCAAUUUGAACACACCUUACUGGUCACAGAAACGGGUGUUGAGGUCCUGACUGCGCGGACGGAAAAUUCUCCAGGAGGCCCAAUACCGAUUCCGACGAUUCCAAAUGGAAUAGCAGGGGCUAAUGGCACAUCCACUGCGUAGCUUCAUGGUGAAUUGAAUCACGCAAUAGAGGAUGGAGAUUUCAUAGGGUGAAUUAGGUUCGAAAAGAAAGGCGCUUUCCAAGGCCCUAUAGCACAACUCGGAUCCCCGGCGUAAUAGCAGGAAAGUCCUCAAGAAGUAGGAUAGAUUCCAAGAUGGUCCAAGGACAAGUGGCGAGCCGACUACCCAGAAGGUUGUCCAAUAUUUCAAAUACUUCGAUGAUUAUUGGCGUACUAUAUGUCGCAUAUAGGCUGGCAAGUCUAGGAUCUAUCGGAGCAUGAAAGAUCAGAGCUAGGAGACGGCUUGUUAUAGGUUGUAUCAUUUGCCUCAAAUAACAUGCUGUAUAGGUGCAUAAUGAGGGCCUCAAGCUAUGACGUCCCCCUCGCUCUGGCAGCUUAAGUUACUUGGGCUCUCUCCUUCUAUAAAGCUUAAUCUAUCGACGAGUCUUAUACGGGGCCUACUAGGUGGCCGAGAUUCAUGAUUCGGAGGUCAUCUUUCUUAUGAUUUGGAGCCUCCUGUUGCUUAUUUGUAUCGACAAUAAAUCAAUUAUUCUUGAACCCGGAGCGGAAAUAAAUAAUCAAUAUAAAUUGUUGG
This is a messenger RNA of Aspergillus alliaceus, 2023 nucleotides long. It is a transcript of the gene fpaI, whose product is annotated as putative methionine aminopeptidase, type I. Gene Ontology annotation, biological process: proteolysis. Bases 263 to 1432 code for a protein of 389 amino acids. The record is from RefSeq and is a predicted model, not a curated record. NCBI's taxonomy places the organism in Eukaryota, Fungi, Ascomycota, Eurotiomycetes, Eurotiales, Aspergillaceae. The transcript has 5 exons. Gene Ontology annotation, molecular function: metalloaminopeptidase activity.